Messenger RNA from Cyclocybe aegerita, 1083 nucleotides. The record is from the annotation of a GenBank genome assembly. NCBI's taxonomy places the organism in Eukaryota, Fungi, Basidiomycota, Agaricomycetes, Agaricales, Hemipholiotaceae.
AUGAAGCUCUGGAUUGCAGUCGCGGUCGCGCUGUCCCCGCUCGUCAGCGCGGCGAUUUUCCCGAAGGACUCACAUGUGAAGAUGCUGGAUGCGAAGGGGUUCAGGGAGGCAAUGAAGAAGAACGAAACGAGCCUGGUGGCGUUCGUCGCGCCGUGGUGCGGGCACUGUCAGCGCAUGGCGCCGGAGUACAGCAAGGCAGCGGUGGGCCUGCACCCACUCAUCCCAACGUACGCUGUCGACUGCGACGCGGACAAGAACAAGAAGUUGUGUGCGAACCAGGACGUGAAAGGCUUCCCGACCGUCAAGCUCUUCCCGCGGGGCAAGUCCCUCCCACCGAUGCUGUAUGAGCAAGAGCGUACAGCGAGCGGGUUCUACCACUUCGCGACGCGGCGCGUGCCCAAGGCGUUCACGAAGCUCUCGCAGGUCGGCGAGAUAGCCAGCUGGGUGGGGAAGCACGAGACCAAGCACCGCGCGCUCCUCCUGACGAAAGACAAGAAAGUGCCCCUCCUCUGGCAGGUCCUCGCUAACAAAUACUCCAACACCGCGCUCGAGUUCGGCACGCACCGGGACAAGAAGGGCACGUCCUCCGCUGCGAUGGGACUCGAGGCGGGGGGCAAGACCGAGUCCAAGGUCCUGCUCUACCCCGCCGGGUCGCCCACGCCCAUCCGGUACGACGGCCUCACGAAACUCGACUCGCUGUCCAAGUUCUUCGACUCUGUCUUGGAUGGGACGGCGGACUUGGAGGCACAGCUGGAGAGGGCGAAUAAGAAGGCGGAGAAGGCGGAGAAGGUGGAGGAGAAGGUGAAGGAGGAGAGCGAGGAGAAGGAGGCGAGUGAGGAAGAGAAGGAGGUCGCUGGCGAGGGGGAGGAGAAGGUUGAGACGACGAAGAAGGCAGUGGAGAAGAAGGAAGGGGAAUGCGUGGAGAGCUGUGAGGCACCUCCCCCGACGAUGGGUGUGCCCGACUCAGUGCCUGCGGAUGCGGAUGACCUUGAGAAGAUCCUGAAGGAUUCGGGGUUCGAUGAUGGGCAACCUGAGCCGGCGCCGGCAGCGGAGCAGAAGGAGAGACCAAAAGACGAGUUGUAA